This is a messenger RNA of Penicillium coprophilum, 2148 nucleotides long. RefSeq lists its product as uncharacterized. Bases 1 to 2148 code for a protein of 715 amino acids. Gene Ontology annotation, biological process: cytoskeleton-dependent cytokinesis. Lineage: Eukaryota; Fungi; Ascomycota; Eurotiomycetes; Eurotiales; Aspergillaceae. Gene Ontology annotation, molecular function: GTP binding; GTPase activity; molecular adaptor activity. The record is from RefSeq and is a predicted model, not a curated record. The transcript is spliced from 3 exons. Gene Ontology annotation, cellular component: septin ring; septin complex; cell division site.
AUGAGACCUAUUCCAGACCUCUCAUUCUCUCGCAAAUCCUCUGACCAUUCCCCAUCCCCAUCCCUUGACCCCCGCAUUGACACCCCCACGACCUUCUUCUUAUCGCGCAGUUCACAUGUCGCGGAUCACGAUCCCAGUAUAUCGAUAGAUAGUGGGGAUGUCAAAGAGAAUAUGUAUGGAGUACAAAGCUUAGCUUCUCUGUCCCAAUCAGAAUUCACGUCCUUGCCCGGACGCUUCGCAGAGGACGACCCGAAACAGGCAACCGACGAUUUGGAAUCGCAUCUCGCACAGCACCGGUCAACAUUGAAGUCCCUAGACUCGGGUACCAGGGAAUCCUCUGAACAUGCAUCUCCCACUCAUGCAUUGUCUCGGCCCCUGACUCCGCUUACGUUGGGCAUCCCCGAUGACCCAUCCUCGCUGCCCAGCAGCCCCAAAUCUAUAUCCAACCAGUCCAUGCGGCCUCUCGAUGAGAUUUCUAUCACGGAUGAAAUCAAUAGUCAGGCUGUCGGAUCCGGAGAUGAGGAGGAAAUGCUCCACGGGUCUCCAUUUCUGGGUCCAGGUGGGGCCCCCCAGCUUAUCAUGCCAAGUAUCAAAAUGCCCAGUCGGCGCCCGUUUACCGAGCGAGGAAAAGCCAUGGGUCGAUUCAAAGUUCUGCUGGCUGGUUCUCCCGGUUCUGGUAAGACCUCAUUGAUCAAGUCUAUUGUUCAGACAUGCGACGAUAUCGUACAUGUCGACACCAUCCCGCAAGCCUCUCUAGGACGUCGCAGACUUUCCACUCUCCGAUCUCGGGGGACGUUGACUGCUACUACGGAAAUUUAUGCCAGCACCAAACCUUAUCCCUCAUGGUGGUCUGAUCUGGAAGAUUCCCGCGUGCUUCAGCGCCGGAGAAGCAUCGGAGAAAUUGUGCUGGAGCGGAAUCUCUGUUUUGUAGACACACCCGCGACAACUUUAAGCCAAACAGGUCAAACCGAUGCUCUGGGGCAGUAUAUGAGACAGCAAUUAUUUCGUGCUACCAAUGCGCUCAAUGGGCCCAGUGUCGAUUUCCAAAACCUACUAGCGGGGAAUGGUGGAUCCCAGGUGGAUGCCGUAUUAUAUUUGAUUUCUAAUGACACCCUCUCGACAGAUGUGGAAUGCAUCAGCAAGCUCUGUGGACUAAGCAAUGUAGUUCCAAUAAUAUCUAAAGCAGAUACCCUCACUCCAGCUCAAAUCACCCAUUUAAAAGUACGCUUUCACGAACAAGCUCGCGAGGCCGGGAUAAAGCCAUUUCUGUUCGGCGAUCCACCGAAUGGUCUGGAUGGACUCGAAUCCCAGCCUCCAUAUGCUGUCUCCUCCGAGAAAACAAUAGACAAUGAAACAAUGGAUGCAAGUACUCUCAUGAGCCCGGACUAUGUCCAGCCCCUCGUGCCCUCCGAAUUAGAUGCUCUAGUCAACAAAAUGUUCGACCGCGACAACCUAGCCUGGAUGCGACAUUCUGCCGCAAAGAAACUCCUCCAGCAACGCACGGGCUCAUCCUUGCUCCCGCCCUCAAUGCCGCUACCUCGCGCGCAGCCGGGUCCUACUGCAAGUGGGUCUGCAUAUGCAUCUAGCAGCCGGCAUUCCGUCUCGGAAAUCCCCAUCUCUCCCGGCUCUCCACCUGGCUAUGCCAUGGCUCGCAUCGCAGAUUACACCCGACACGAGGAGCGCAUGGCGCAGGUCCGCCUUGCGCAGUGGGCGACAGACCUGCAGCGCAGCCUGCAGAACGAGCGCGAUCGAUAUGCCUCCCUGGCUCGCGGCGAGCGCGCUGUAUGGCUCACUCAGCGGCUGGGUGAGUGUGUUGUCGACGGCUCGUUGGUACCUCUUUCGCAGACGCCUGGAUUUUGUGGUUUACAUGGCCACGGCGGCGAGAAGAGCGCUGGUGGGUUCCAGGUCAUGCGCUCACAUACCAGUUCCGGAAAGUAUCGCUCUGCAACUUUCAGUCCGAACGACCCCCUCGGUGUGGUUGGCUGGAUUGAUGACCUCGGACACCGGAGUUGGGUGCUUGUUCAGAUCGUUGGGAGCGUGGGUGUUGUUGGUGGGUUGGCGCUCUGGCUUGCGCGCACUUGGGGUUUGCCGACGCGCAGUCUUUCAGAUCUGAGGGUUGAAUACUGGUGCGGUACCCUGGAACGGUAG